AGCGUUUCGAAAUGCGCGUAAUGAUCCCCUUUGGCCCAAAAUUUGAAAAAUAAAUAUCCAACCUGAGGCGCUGCAAUUAAGAGCAUGGCAGGUGACUCUCCUGCCCACAGGAAUGGAACUGUACCCAUCAUGACGGCGCAGAGCACGACCGAAGCAGCACCGCUCCAUACCCGGCCGACGGUUGCGGACCUACAUGGCGACAAUCAUUUCGCAAAGCUGGCACACAAAAUAUGGCUGAAUAAUAAGAAAUCCUCGAAGGUCAAUGCCAAAUUGGUGAAGGAGGAGAUGUGGGAUGUGUUAGAAGAAGGCGGUUUCGCUUAUGGAGACCUUCUCAUACUCGAGACUCUCCAGGCUUUAGAGAAAUAUCUAUGGCCUGGCUACUCGGAAGCUGCCUCAAAUUACCACGUGUUGCUCCUUGCAAUACUGGUCAAUGUGAAGCGGCGCGAGCGCCUCCCGUCGUGGAUCAUUUUCGAAGACCGGCCUGCUGACUUCUCCUCGUUCUUUCGACGCGCGCUUUCCAUGACAGUCGACCUCAGCAUCUCACUGAAGAUCAGGACACACCUGCUCUGCUUUGUGAUUGGCGCAUUUGAGUCUCUUGACAGUGGACUGGUUAGGAAGGAGUGCGCCCCCCUCGUUGGCAUAGCUAUAUGGCAGCAUUUGCACAACGACGCAGCCAGGGAGGACAAAUUCAAUAGUCACGUUAUGUUGCGCAAGAUGUGGAGGUCAGCAAGCAAGAGAUACGACACCGCCGACGAUGAAACGAAGGCCAGGAUACACUUUGAACGCUCGUGGCUUUAUACCCUGUUGAUGGAUUUCUUGGAUCGCCUUUAUGAAGUCCAGGGCGGUGAAGCUCGCCAAGAGAACGUUGCAUAUGGCGAAAGGUUUUUGGAGCUCUUGAUCGACCUCGAAAGCCAGCUUCCAACACGACGCUUUGUGAACUCGCUAUUACAAGAUCUCAACUUAUUGCCUGCCAUUGCGCUCUCCCCCAUGUAUAACGAUGAGAACAACGGUUUGCUGCGCGACUUAUAUAUCUUAUUGCGUCACUACGCAACUUUCCCUGUCGAUGAUCAGUCUGGUGCUCAGUUGUCACGAUCGGAGCACCAUGACGAGCAGUACCGCAAGCUAGCAAGGCUGCAGCGGGUCGCCUUUAAGAACUUCGAGAGCAAGUUAAAGAUCCUAGCUCUAUCAAACUAUGGUUCGUUGAGUUCCAGGCUAGACCUUGAGGGGCAUUUUGGCGAACUUGAAUCCGCUGAAUUGCAAAAGCUUUGUGAACUACUGGGCUACAGGACUGAAUACCCCACGUCCUCCAAACUAGUCACUGACCGCUCAUUUUACCUCGAGGUCCUGAUACAAGAGCACGAGAAGCGACCAACAUUCCAAGAGUCAGCCAGGGAGCUCACUAUCCUUCCGACAGAAAAAACACUUUAUGAGCAGUCUUUUCUACGCAAUGACACGUACAAUGGUUCUCAUCCACUCGCUGUACCAAAGCUCAAUCUCCAGUACCUUACCAUGGGGGACUUUCUAUGGCGCUCGUUUAUUCUACAUCGCUGUGAGUCCUUCUAUGCUAUCCGUAAGGAUGUUGAGGAUGUCAUUAAGCGCGUAAAACCACGAAAUGUGUCUGGGAAUAUUCGAUUCGAUGGACAGUCGAGAAUGGCAAUACCAAUUCCAAAACCUGCAAUUCUAGAUGUGGGCCCCGCUAAUGUCGGCGAUAUUCAUCCUUCCCAUGUACGCGCUGAGCUCACACUGGACGUGUGGAGGCUUCAGUAUAAUGUACGCAGAGAAUGGGAGUCUUUGAGGCCUGGAGACGUCGUUUUCCUGGUAUCAGUAAGACCGCAUACCGAAGCUUUGAGUGCGAAUAAUGGAUAUGUGGAACCGUCGUCGAGUGACCGCGUUGGCUUAAAAUAUCUGCGAGCCGCUGAGGUUGUACAAGUUCAAGAUGAGAAUGGGAAAGUCCUCAAGGAGCCGCAGCCUGAUGAAGGAGGUGGUCGUCGGCCGAGUAAAAGGAGGCUUAUUGUGAAAAUUGAUGCGGUGGCAUAUGAGGAAGAUCGAGAGCAGAUGGCGAAAUCCAAAAUCAAUAUUUACGAGUCUAUCAACCUUGUAAUCAGGAGGCGCGGUCGCGAAAAUAACUUUAAGCCCAUCCUGGAGUCGAUAAAACGCUUGACGCUGUCCGACGUGCCUGCGCCAUCGUGGCUGCAGGGCGUGUUUUUGGGAUACGACGACCCUGCAGCAGCGACGUACAAACGACUUUCCAACCGACUCAAGAGCAUCGACUUUCGAGAUACUUUUCUGGAUUGGCAGCACCUUAUUGAGAGCUUACCAGGAAAAGCGCUCGAACCGAGCGAAGACCAGAAGGGUAGCUUUCCGCCGCCCUAUGUUUUGGAGACUGUUGCAUCAGAGCCUGCACCUGUCGAAACGCGUCCAUCGAAAAAACGCCGGCGAGAGAUUGGCUUUAGUCAACAGCCGGAAGUCGAGGCAGUCAAAGUGUCAACGUAUAAGCCGCCAAACAUGGGCCCAUAUCCGACAGAUGCGCCAAAACUCAACAGCGUACGGUUCACGCCGGUUCAGAUAGAGGCUAUAAGUUCGGGUACGCAGCCCGGUUUGUCUAUCAUUGUCGGGCCUCCAGGAACUGGCAAGACAGACGUGGCAGUUCAAAUAAUAAACAACAUUUACCACAAUUUCCCGAACCAGAGGACUCUCCUUGUGGCCCACAGCAAUCAAGCGCUCAAUCAACUCUUCCAGAAGAUUAUGGCCUUGGACAUCGACGAGCGCCAUCUUUUAAGGUUGGGGCAUGGUGAGGAGGAGCUAGAGACAGACGUCAGCUUCAGCAAGUACGGACGUGUCGACUCUUUCCUUGAGCGGGGCGCAGGAUAUCUGGCUGAAGUGAACCGUCUGGCUGCAAACUUAGGGGCGCCAGGUGCACAUGGAAACUCUUGCGAGACUGCAGACUAUUUCAACCAGGUGUAUGUGAAGCCAAUAUGGACAAAAUAUUGGGACACUGUACGCCAACCUGAAACGACCGUAGAGCAGGUCAUGGAGUCUUUCCCUUUUCACUCAUUUUUCUCAAAUGCGCCACAGCCCAUUUUCCCUCAGGGAGCUACCAAAGAGGAGAUCACGGAAAUUGUACAAGGCUGCUACAGACACAUUGAAAAAAUCUUUACGGAGUUGGAGGACAUCCGACCUUUUGAGGUUUUAAGGCGAGAACGAGAUAAAGCAAACUAUUUGCUUAUCAAGGAAGCUCGUGUAAUUGCAAUGACAUCGACUCAUGCUGCUAUCCGGCGACAGGAGAUUGCAGAUCUUGGGUUUAACUACGAUAACGUCAUCAUGGAGGAAGCCGCCCAAAUUACGGAGAUUGAAAGCUUCAUACCCCUUGCUCUCCAAAACUCAAAAGACGGGAAUCUUCCCCUGCAGCGGGUCGUACUCAUUGGCGACCAUCUUCAAAACUCGCCAAUCAUUCAGAACCUGGCGUAUCGACAGUACGCUAAUCUCGAGCAGAGUCUAUUUCUGCGCCUCGUGAGAUUAGGCGUACCAUCUAUCACAUUAGAUCAGCAGGGCCGCGCGAGGCAGAGCAUCGCUGAACUGUAUACCUGGCGUUACCCGACUCUCACGUCUCUUCCUUCUGUACUGACCAAUCCGGAGUAUCAGACCGCCAAUGCGGGACUCAGAUAUGACUAUCAAUUCAUCGAUGUGCCUGACUACAAGGGGAAGGGAGAAGCAGAACCAACUCCACAUUUCAUACAGAAUUUGGGCGAGGCCGAGUACGCAGUUGCUCUUUUCAUGUAUAUGCGCUUGCUCGGUUACCCUGCGAGUAAAAUCAGUAUUCUCGCGAUGUAUGCUGGACAGAAAGCACUGAUCAGAGAUGUGCUAUCACAUCGAUGCAAAGGCAACAGAUUAUUUGGUAUGCCAAAGGUUGUGACGACAGUGGAUCGUUAUCAGGGCGAGCAGAAUGACUACAUCAUCCUGUCGCUUACACGUACACUGCGGCCUGGUUACCUCCGCGAUCUACGCCGCAUCACUGUUGCUCUGUCCCGUGCACGUCUAGGUCUUUAUAUCUUAGGCCGCAAGUCUGUUUUCGAAUCAUGCUACGAGAUUCAAGAUGCAUUCACGCGUCUCUUUGAAAGACCCACGACAUUGCAGGUUGUCACAGGCGAAAUGGCACCCACAGCGCGGUUGCUCAACGAUAACGUGGAUUCCACGGAGAUUGUCAACACUGAGCACCUAAUGCAAUAUGUUUGGGAGAUGACAAAAGCGAAGGUGCAGGCUAUCAAAGAAGGCGGUACCGCCUUGCCUGAGAUUUCAGAUGAGAUGAGGGUGGAUGAUGAGGACGAUGGUGAGAACGUGAUUGACGAGGAUGUACCUGAAGAGCCAGAAGAAGAGGAAGAUUUUGUAUGAGUUCAGCAAGCAGCCAGAAUCUGGGUUCAAUAUACCGGUUGACUGCAAAUUCUCUGACUCACAUAAAUCCAAGAAGUUGGUUAAAACGCCGACUAUAGAUUAAUCUUUCAUCGUGAAAAUUAUUGAUCUCAGGGCCAACUUGAGAAGGUUCUGGAAUUAAAAUCAUCAAAGGCAUACUAUAAAGUAUAGGACAUUAUCAAGUAGAUAAUAUGCGGCGAAAAGACUACCAAUUUUGCGUUUCUAUCUAAACACGUUUUUUUAUCUGGAGAAAAAAUCCAUGGUAUUGACCAGUUCUGUAUAGGUGCAUUGA
Verruconis gallopava is the source of this 4699-nucleotide messenger RNA. RefSeq lists its product as uncharacterized. Lineage: Eukaryota; Fungi; Ascomycota; Dothideomycetes; Venturiales; Sympoventuriaceae. Bases 85 to 4389 code for a protein of 1434 amino acids. The transcript has 3 exons. Gene Ontology annotation, cellular component: catalytic step 2 spliceosome. Gene Ontology annotation, molecular function: mRNA binding; helicase activity. The record is from RefSeq and is a predicted model, not a curated record. Gene Ontology annotation, biological process: mRNA splicing, via spliceosome.